UUUAUGUUAGCUGCUACAUAUCAUUUACCUUAUGGACGAUCAGGAGAUGACUAUGUUACUGAUUUGAUCGAUGAAAAUUUAGUAAAAAGAGAAGCUAAAGCAUUACGACAUUCACUUGAUCACCUUGUUGAACAUCGAAAUAUUCAAGUAACCUGCUUGUUAAGUGGCUGGGAGGUAACGAGUCUUUCAAAUGCUAGAACAGACUUUGUUACAUCAAAAGUUGUAACUCAACAUUAUAAUUGGAAAGGCAUACGUUUAGCGACCAGAAUUUUAGACAUGAAGAACUCUGGAAUUAUAAUUGACGCCUUCAUUGCAAAAAUUAUGAAACGAGAUAAGUUUAUCUGA
This is a messenger RNA of Racocetra persica, 345 nucleotides long. NCBI's taxonomy places the organism in Eukaryota, Fungi, Glomeromycota, Glomeromycetes, Diversisporales, Gigasporaceae. The record is from the annotation of a GenBank genome assembly.